This is a messenger RNA of Guyanagaster necrorhizus, 717 nucleotides long. RefSeq lists its product as uncharacterized. The record is from RefSeq and is a predicted model, not a curated record. Bases 1 to 717 code for a protein of 238 amino acids. NCBI's taxonomy places the organism in Eukaryota, Fungi, Basidiomycota, Agaricomycetes, Agaricales, Physalacriaceae. The transcript is spliced from 5 exons.
AUGUACGCUUCGGCCGAGUCAUCAAACUCGCUCCCAUCAUACGACGAGCCGCCACUGGCACCAGAGGCAUCUUUCCAAUCUGGAAGUUGCGUCACAGAAGUUCAAGAAUUGACGUCGUUCAUCCCCGCGUGCCGGUUUUCUAUUGCGAAGGCAGUGUUUCUCCGAGCUACCCAUACCUACGCCGAAGUUGUGUCCGCGACAGAAAAUGAGUCUCAACUUUUCGCCCAUGCGAUUCGGUAUUAUCGCACAGACAAGCUUAAAGGCCUUGGCUCACCCCACACCCAAGUAGUGAAACAGCAGUGCAUUGCUCCACGUAUACUAUAUGACAAGGACGUCAGCGGUGGUACUAGUACUACACUUCUGUACUUUCCACAAGCUGCCUUCGCACUACACGUUGCUCUUGUCAUUCCCCCUUAUCCAGGCUGGCAAAGUUGCAUCUGCGACGUCCGGGCCAAUAUCUGGAUUUUCCAGAAAUUCUUGAAGGGUAGAAGCGUUAUCCGUUACCAGAAUGUCGGUGUCAUAACGAUUUUCAUCUUGUCUGCAUUAUUGAUAGUUUCGCAACGCGUUAUUCCCGAAUUGAUCCAGUGGAAGCCUGGGAAGAGACACGUCUUGCCAGGCCAGACGCAAGUAGCGAAGCGCCUGCAGGAGUUUUGGAAUAUACGUGCUUCGACUUUUACGAACUUGAACUUGAAGGACAUCAUUGCGGCGGCCGUAUGA